Amyelois transitella is the source of this 946-nucleotide messenger RNA. RefSeq lists its product as uncharacterized. The transcript has a single exon. Gene Ontology annotation, molecular function: oxidoreductase activity. NCBI's taxonomy places the organism in Eukaryota, Metazoa, Arthropoda, Insecta, Lepidoptera, Pyralidae. The coding region runs from base 103 to 852 and encodes 249 amino acids. The record is from RefSeq and is a predicted model, not a curated record.
CUCAGGGCGCGGCCUUGUACUUUUUCGUCUAAAUACCUUCGAUCAAAAGCAUGACUCAGUAUUACGUCGGCAGUUGGACGAGCCACACGUAAUAAACAAGAAAUGAGUUUUGCUAACAAGGUCGUCCUUAUAACCGGCGGGAGUUCCGGCAUCGGGGCUACUACGGCUGUUUUCUUUGCCAAAGAGGGUGCAGAUGUUGCUAUUGUGGGCAGAAACCAGACGAAAUUGAAGAAAGUAGCUGAAGAAUGCGCGAAAAACGGCAAAACACCACUCGUGAUUACAGCAGAAUUGAGCAGCGCUGAUGAUAUCAAGCGAAUCGUUGAGGAAACAGUCGAGAAGUUUAAGAAAAUUGAUGUUUUGGUGAACAACGCGGGUUUUGCAGUUGCCGGCUGCAUAUUGGAUGGGAAAGUAUUAGACGCGUACGAUGCUAUGAUGAGUGUUAAUGUACGAUCAGUUAUUCAACUCACGACUUUAGUUGCUCCUCAUCUGGUUAAAACCAAAGGGAAUAUCGUCAAUAUAUCUAGCAUAGCUGGGAAGAAGGUGACGGGGGCCGCUUAUAUGGCUUACAACGUGAGUAAAGCGGCUCUGGAUCACUUCACGCGCGGGGCAGCUUUAGAACUAUCUGCUUCUGGGGUGAGAGUGAAUGGAAUCAGUCCUGGACCUGUCAAAACUGACUUUUUUGACAACUGCGCAAUUCCUGUUACCGCGGACGCCUUGAGUACAAUUACGGCUUUGAAGAGAGUAUCAGAUUCGGAAGAAAUUGCGAAUUUGAUCUUGUAUUUGGCUAGCGAUAAGGCGAAAGGAAUAACUGGAUCAGAUUUCGUAUGUGAUAAUGGUGGUUUGUUAAUAUAAAAAAAAACUGUUUUUUUUAACAGACUUCACAAAAAAGAGGCGAUUUUCAAUUUGGCCAGUAUUUUUAAAAGCCGUAAGUAAUAAAUAUAUCGCA